This is a messenger RNA of Porites lobata, 3251 nucleotides long. The record is from the annotation of a GenBank genome assembly. NCBI's taxonomy places the organism in Eukaryota, Metazoa, Cnidaria, Anthozoa, Scleractinia, Poritidae.
CUCCUAGUUGGUCUUAGUGAAGCGUUUUAUGUCGACUUCUGGCUAGCGAUACUGGCCGAGUACCUCGCUACGUUGUUUUUAAUGUUCGCUGUCUCAGGAUCAGCUUUGAGAUGGGAAGGUGCCCCCACUAUAUUUCAGCAAGCUCUUGCUGCAGGACUUUGCACCGCCUCUUCAAUUCAGGCUUUCAGAUCUGUGAGUUUACCUCUUGUACACGCAAAUCCAGCUGUGUCACUUGCCGCUUUCAUCACUUCAGACGCUGGUUUGAUUCGAAUGAUUUGCUCCAUUGUCGCUCAAAUGUUUGGAGGUAGGAAAUAAGUACAAAUAUGUGUCUCGCUAAACCUUGUUAAUCUCGGGACGUAGACACGUAGGCCCUAACCUGACGCCGGGCAGGACUGAAUUGGAGAACAACUACUAUUACUACUACUGAGUGCUACCAGAAUCCACUUCGAUUUUUGUCCACUUGUUACCCUAAAUUCCCUAAAAGCUCCAAAAAGUUCUAUUUUUCCAUGAAGGGAACUUAUAACAUACUGCCGAGACAGAAAAGAAUAUGAUAUGCUUCUCUAAAGAGGAGAUUGGUUGUCGAAAGUUCUCUACGGCACCAGAACAACGCAUUUUAUUAUGGAUAAGUUAGAGCAGGAGCCCGUCACAUGGUUAGAGAUAGUUUGCUUCAAUAAUAGGCCAAUGUAGUCCUUAAACUCGGAUGGCAUUGACCCGUCACCGUUUCUUUGAAAUCCUAACACAGUAGAAAAUCUCACCUUCUUUGCAUAUUUCUGCCUGUUUUUCAGCUAUCACUGGUACGGGAAUUGUAAUGGCCAUAAGUCCUGCCCAUGCUCGCGGGAAGCUUGGAGCGACGUUCCCAGGAAAAGACGUAAGUGGUGUCCAGGCCUUUGGAGUUGAGUUGAUUGCGUCGUUUCUACUUGUGCUUACGAUGCUGUCAUCUAUUGACGCUAAAAAAGAGGCGGCCCGGAGGGAUUAUGGGACAGCUGCGGCGCUGGGUGUGGUUGUCACUCUGUGUUAUCUAAUCGCGGUAAGUUAAAAAUAAGACUGUUUUGGCUGUUAAAUUAAGUCAUCCAAUAGUUCUUGCGAAUGUGGCUCUCUCGGUGACCCAACCCGUCUUCUGGGCCAAGCGGAAAGAACCAAGAAAGACUUAGCUGGAAGGCUAUUUAUGCGAGCGAAUAGGUUGGUGUGAGCUCCGUAGGAUCGAAUCAGGGUGGGAGCGGUUGGGGAUGGGGUACGAGAGACGGAAGAGGAAAGGGCGGGAAGAGGGAGGGAGAAUAACGGGGAAAUUUCGCAACAAUGCUUAAUAUAUAGCAAUCGCAAGAGAGCUUAAAGACCCACUGCAUGUGCCCCAACCCCACUGUUUAUCUUAAUGCCUUAUACUGAUCUAAGAACGUUAAUGCUAAUUGAUCGGUUUUCAAAAAAUUUUCACUGUACGUUUAGUUAGCGAAUCUUAAGCCUGGUUUUCAUAUGUCGGGAAAAUCCCAGACGAUCUGAAAUUUUACUGUUUCCCGACUGUCCCAGAUUUUGCCGACUAAUGGAAACUCGAAAUCGUAAAUAUCUCCGAUCGUCUGGGAUGGACGGGGACAAAUCUGAAGAUUCGGGAGCGUUUCUAUUUUCCCGACGCGUCCCAGAUUUCUGCGUUGGUCGGCGAUCAAUCCCGACAAUUGAAAACUCAAAAUUUGUGCCGUCGGGGACGUCGGCGAUGGAUUACACUCAUUACCAACCCCACGAAUUGCUGGGCUCCAGUCCCCCUAUCACAAAUAAACAUGGUGUCUCUCGAGAAUCUGGGACAGACUUCUGGUGGUUAUCCGAUAUAUCCGCAAAAUCUGGGAUGGUCGGCAAAAAGUAAAAUACCCGAUCGUCUGGGAUUUUCCCGACAUAUGAAAACCAGGCUUUAUAACGGUUACAUCACCUUAAAUAAGGAAGCCUGCUAAAACGGCAAAGCGGGAAUCAUACCUGUAGAGGAGUUAGGAUGCACAGAACAUCAAUUUGUUCAUUCAGUCUUUAUUGCCUUGCAGCUACCGAUAACUGGUUGCGGAGUGAACCCAGCGAGAUCUUUUGCUCCAGCCGUCAUAACAAACACUUGGAAUAAACACUGGGUACGAUUGAGCGAAGGCUCGUAGAAUAGGGGUGAAUUUGAUAGUUCCGUCCGUGGCGCAUGCUAAGGUUUAAAAAAUGUUGCUGCACUUUGUGGUUCGCUGAAACGUCUGGCCUGUCAUGUACUAUUCAGACUUUUUCAACCACUGCAAUCAGAGCUUGACUCAGAUCGUUCUCGGUUUGCGCUCAAACGCGUUUUCAGGCGCCUGAUUCAUUGGUUUUCGACAGUUUCUUGGUAAUUCGGACGGGUGCGGGCACCAAAUGACGAAAAGACACUGACUGAUCCAACAAUAUUUUGCGGCACUGACCAAGAAACACUCGGCAAAAUGUUUGAAAUUAAAUACAGGGCUUAAAUUAUAAGAGACUGUAUUAAAUCUUAAUUCGCAAGCCUUUUGGAUUAACAGUUGCUACUAGGCUGCCACUGACGAUGCUGACUAUUUGGAUCAAUUAAGGUUUCCGGAAAACUGCCCCUAAGUCAACAUUUUGCCCUGAAUGAGAAGUAAGUGUUAAUGGUCGAAUUUAUACUAGAGACGAAUUAUCCGUCUAGACGGAUAAUCCGUCUCUAGUAUAAAUUAAAUUCGGUGCUAAGACGAAUUAUGGAGCAAAAUUCGUCUGAGGCUGAUUCGUCUGUUAGCACGUCUUCAAGACGUUCUAACAGACGGAUAAUUCGUCUUAGACGGAUUAUCCGUCUCUAAAUUUAUAUCUAGACGGAACGUUGACGGUUUUUUGACGAAGUUUGCAAAUGAGAGGGAAGGGUUUCUAUAUCAUAUAUUAUCGCAAUUAUUCCUUUUUCCCGCGCUCCUUUCGCUUAAAAUAUCUAGACAAAUUAUGGAGCAAAAUUCGUCUUCGGAUGUAUACUUAGACGAAUUAUCCGUCUGACGGAUAAUCCGUCUAGACGGAUAACUCGUCUCUAGUAUAAAUUCGGCCAAUGUUAGCUUAGGGGAGGGGUAGGUGGGCAGUUUCCCAAACCUAAAUUGAUCGGACUAUUUAACCAUCUGUUUUUUCAGGUCUACUGGGCUGGGCCUAUCUUAGCUUCGGUGUUGGCAGCAUUUCUUCACUGCUUAUUAUUCAAGGAACGCAAAUAUCUUCGUCGUUCAUCAUCCGAGGAAGAAAAUAAUGAUCCUAUCAUUAACAGCUCUGAAGCCAAGAUUUAG